CCAGAGGAAGCUGUAUCCUCACUUCUGUAUGAAUGCUUCAAGUUUAUUUCAUUUUACAUUCUUACUGAAAGAAGCAAGUGCAGCAUUUUGGAGACCAUGGAUGCUGAGGAAACAGCAAUUUUCCCUGACCAGGCUGCCCCUGUUCCAGGCAGCAGGAAAGAAGAACUCUUCCAAUCUCCUUGCACUAAAUGAGGCAGAACUAAAAGAACAGUUUGUAAGAGGUGAUGGCCCAGGAGGUCAGGCCACUAAUAAGACAAGCAACUGUGUUGUCUUGAAGCAUAUUCCAACAGGGAUUGUCAUUAAGUGUCAUCAAACAAGAUCAGUGGAGCAGAAUCGAAAGAUAGCCCGAGAAAUCCUGCAGGAAAAGGUUGACCUCUUCUAUAAAGGUGAAAAUAGUGAUGUUUUUAAAGAGAAGAAAGCAGCAGAGAGGAAGAAGCAAGAGAAGAAAAGAAGAGCAAGGGAAAACCUAGAAAGAAAAAGGCAUUUUAAAGAGAUGCAACAACUAGAUGGGAAAUAA
Tinamus guttatus (white-throated tinamou) is the source of this 517-nucleotide messenger RNA. The record is from RefSeq and is a predicted model, not a curated record. Lineage: Eukaryota; Metazoa; Chordata; Aves; Tinamiformes; Tinamidae.